AUGCCGACCCAAGCUCGAUGUGAUCGUGUCCCUCCAGCCUCUUGCGACACUUGGGGCGUUGAUUUACGAGCGUUACAAGAAGAUGAUUUACCUCUGGAUCCCCGCCGCUGGUCAAGACAGCAGGCCGGUCGUUGGGUCUCUGUCCGCGGCGGUAGGCCCGAGAGGUUCCCUAUGAACGGAAAGGCCCUGUGUCUCAUGACUAUGGACAUGUUCAAAGCUAGGGAGCCCGAACACGGACUAGAUAUAUACCAGGACUUCAGAAGACGUCUCGGCAAAGCAUUAGCACUUCAAGAGUUAUUAGAAAAACUAUCUAAAUGA
Messenger RNA from Danaus chrysippus (African queen), 318 nucleotides. Lineage: Eukaryota; Metazoa; Arthropoda; Insecta; Lepidoptera; Nymphalidae. The record is from the annotation of a GenBank genome assembly.